Sphaerulina musiva SO2202 is the source of this 5512-nucleotide messenger RNA. RefSeq names its product HAD-like protein. The coding region runs from base 14 to 937 and encodes 307 amino acids. The record is from RefSeq and is a predicted model, not a curated record. Gene Ontology annotation, molecular function: phosphatase activity. The transcript has 3 exons. Lineage: Eukaryota; Fungi; Ascomycota; Dothideomycetes; Mycosphaerellales; Mycosphaerellaceae.
UUUGAUCUUCAUCAUGGCACCGCAGAAACAACUGCCUACCAUCAAGGCAUGCCUCUUCGACAUGGACGGUCUUUUGAUCGAUUCCGAAGACAAAUAUACCAUAUGCACCAACGAAGUUCUCAAUGAAUACGGCAGACCUAACCUCCCAUGGCACAUUAAAGCCCAACUCCAAGGCCGACCAGGACCUACAGCCGGCAAAAUCCUCUUCGACUGGGCCCAACUCCCCAUAACCCCCGAAGAAUACCUCGUCAAAAUCUCCUCUCGCCAACAACAACAUUUCCGCACCUGCGCCCCUCUCCCCGGCGUAAUCAACCUCCUCCAAACCCUCAAACACCGCAGCAGCAGCAGCCCAUCAUCGACAUCAACAUCACCACCGCGUCGUAUAGAACUCGCACUAGCAACAUCCAGCCACUCAGCAAAUUUCCACCUCAAAACCGCCCAUCUCGAAUCCAGUGUAUUCAGCGUCUUUGAUCCUCUCCAUCGUGUCCUAGGAGAUGAUUCACGAAUCGGAAAAGGUCGAGGGAAACCUUUGCCGGAUAUUUGGUUGGUGGCUCUGAAAACGAUUAAUGAUCGGUUAGAGCAAGAGGGAGAAUACGAGAAGAUCAAACCAGAAGAGUGUUUGGUAUUUGAGGAUUCGGUGCCUGGGACGGAAAGUGCGCGGAGAGCGGGGAUGCAGGUGGUGUGGUGUCCGCAUCCGGGACUGUUGAAGGAAUUUGAGGGGAGGGAGGAGAGGGUUUUGGCAGGGUUGAUGGGGCAGUAUCAGGAAGAAGAAGAGCAGGAGCAGGAGUUGGGUGGGAAGAAGGAUGAGAGCGGGAUUGUGAGACAGAGUGGGAAACCGGGGGAGAUUGGAGAUGGGUGGGGGAGGCUGUUGUUGAGUUUGGAGGAUUUUCCUUAUGCGGAAUAUGGAAUUGAAGUCAAGGAGGAGAGCCAGUUGUGAGUUUACUACCUACGAUAUCGGACAGUAAAGCUGGAUAAGAUGAAAGGAGGAGAAACGUGUAGACGGAGAAGCAAACGUCAUAUCAUAUGCUUUCCAUACUGGCUGACGGCCAGUCAGUCUACUAUGCCUAGCAGAGAACCCCCCCAAAAAAGGAAAACGCUGUUUGCUUCUAGACCCACCACCCAUCGUGGUGUAUCAAAUGCAUAGUAGUAGUAGCCAUUGACUCAAAGAAACAUUUUCGCUCCAUCCCAGCCCGUUCAUAAUAGACAUACCCACCAUGCCGCGCCGCGCCAUACGAGAAAGACCUGAUGAUGCCCACCCAAUUCCAUUCCUUUUUACUCCCUCAUCUGCGCCCUCAAUCCAACAUUUUCCCUCUUCAGCCGACUCGUCUCUCUCCGCAACUUGAUAGCUUCCUCAUUCACCUCUCUCAACUUCCUCUUCAACUCCUCCACCCCAUCACCACCUCUCACCGCCUUCAACACCCGCGCCAGCUCGUCAUUGAAUCUCGUGUACAAGGCCUCAUUCUCCCCAUUAGCCUCCCGGUACAGCUCAUCCAGCUUCUUACAUUUCGUUUCCGAAACACUCAGUGAGCUGGUCAGAUCAUUCUGAAUCGUGCUGAUGCGAUUAUUGAGAUCUUCGAAUUGCUUCGGCAUGCCACCUUCCAGUUUAAUCACACGCUGUGCGAGGUCCAUGUUGGACGCAGUGUGCGAGAAGGAGCCACGUCCGGCCGCAGGGCCAAUGGUACGACUACCCCGGAGAGGUGUGGUGCGACUGGAGGGAGUAGAUGUGAGUUCGUCACCAAUCUUACUGAGCUCAUCUUGAAGCGAAAUUUGGGCAGCUGCGAUGACCGACUGUUCGUUUUGUAGACGCUCCCGAAGUUUCUGCGGUGAUUGCAUCCGUAGCUUUCGAGUGUGACUCGAGGGUGGCGCGUCGAUGGUCGUACUUCGCGCUCGGGUGACCUUGUCAGUCUGAUCCGAUGGUUUCUUCACGAUAUUGCCUGCGCCAGGACGCUCCGACAGUCCAGCUCGGCCUGGUGUCGUGGGACGAAACUUGGUCGGUGAUGCGGCACGGGGCAUCAGACUUGGAAUGUUGGAUGUUGGCCGUGCGGUAAUGACGACCUGAUCAGGGUGAUCACCACUUGUCUUCGGCCGAGGAAUAUCGGUACCAUCAGUCUUCGAUCGCCCCAGUUCAGGUCGGGGUAGUUGAGGUGGCUCGCCUGAGAGCGCUUUGCUUGGACCAGGUGACAAUUCUCUGCGGAACGAAGACGGCAAACGCGACCGCGGCGACUUCUGCAGCGGAGUGCAAAACCGACCCGUAUUUUCUCGAGAGGACGAGCCUGAGGGUGUCGAAAGUACUGGAGAGUCUGGCAAUUGCUUCUCUUCCAAGAUCUUCUGUGUCACUGGCUGCCUCCGUGGUGUGGUUGGACGCCCAGGGUCUCGAUUUGGUGAAAUCUCCCUGAGAUCGGAGAGCGAACUACGCCGUUUCUUUCGAGGAGGUCCCGUUGGAAGGAAGCUUGGAUGCUCACCAAUUGUAGACAGACCCAGGUUGUUGCUACUAGGUGUUCGCUGCAGGUUGGGCAAGCCGCCAAAUGAUGCUGUUGAAACCUUUGCGCUGUCUUGCGAGGGAGCUCUAUAUCCCAGACUCGCUGCGUCGGUAUCGAUGGAGCGCGAGCGACCAAGAGAAGCCUUGGAGAUGCUAUUUCCAGGACUCUGGUCAGCUCUCGUGCUCUUGCUGAGGGUCCGCCAUACCGAUGAAACCUUGGACUCCUGUUCGGACUUGCUGUUCUCCCUGGUUAACGUGCUGAAGCCAAACUUGCGACGCAGCGAAGACGUGUUGCUCGUCAGCGAAGCAGAAUUCGUGGAUCGGACUCUCUUGUGGGAGUUGAAAGAACCGCUGUCUUUGUAGCUCUGCACAAAACUAUUGUCGACAGGCUCGCCAAAGUAGGUAUCGGUAUCGUCAACGAAGCGGUCCAUGAGAGCAAUGUAAUCGUGCGGGUUGCCUUCGGUCACGAGGAGUUCGGCAAAACAUGCCGUGAGCGUGCCACGAUCGCCAUCAUUGCCAGUGCCAUCAAGCAAAUCCGCCAGAAGCUUCAGGAUUGCCUUGAAUGCUCGUUGGUUCUGAGGAGCAAGUGUGCCCAUACAGGACUUGAAGUACUCGUCGAAAUCGCUUGGGAACGCCGUCUCCGCUUUGGUCUGGAUAUCUUGCAGCACAGCAAAGGGCAUGACCUGUCCGAUGCGCUCUUUCCAAGCAUGGUUGAGAAACUUUUCGAACGCGGCGAAUAACACAUCCAGAGGUGCCUGAGCAGCAAGAACCAUCAUGUUGGGGUCAUCCAGAAGCCCGGUAUACAGCUCAUCCACGGACAUCUCGUCUGCAACGAGUCGCAGUUUGAGGUUCUUGCCCACAAUGUUCCCUUUGCGAGCUUGGAUCGCGAGUACGUAAGUGGACAGAGUAUCCUCCAGCUUCUUUAGCUGAUUUGCGGCCAGAUCGCUGGGCGGCGAGAAAGGCAUUUGACCCUCCUUGGAAGAAGGUCUGCCCUCUCGGCUGGAGGGCUUGUGUGAUGAGGCAUUGCUGGGGAGGCGUGGUAUGCUGGUCAUCGUAGGGGGUAGUGGCUUUUGGAGCAAGGUCGGCGGAUCAGAACCAGGACCAACGCUCGAAAGAAAACUGGAAAGGAGCUUUUUCGGCGAUUUGGGACGAUGUAUGCGCUCACGAGGGGCGAACUGCACUUGCCUCAGCUCACCAUUAUGAGCCGCAGUCUUGAGUUCGAUGGAUUGGAGGAUAUCCGCAUUACGCAGCAGCGUGCACGCCGCCAUCCCAGGCUGCUCCGCACUCAGGCGAGCACUGAGGAUAGUGGCAACCUUUCUUCGCAGAGCGGGUACCAGAUCUGGUGUGUCCACGUGCUCGCGUCCAAAGCUGCCAUCUACUGACUCCACAGUCAGCCGCCAGUCUCCGUCGCGAUGCGAGGCGAGAUGAAUCGCUGCACGCAAGCCGCCUUGCCCUAAUAGGGCCUGUGUACUAUGCCGUUCGGCAUCCACAAUGAUUCGUAUUGGUGCAUUCGUGCUUCGUGCGGCAACAUGCUCGGCAUUGGAAUCUUCGAAAAUCGAGCUGAGCAAGCCAAGGCUGUCUGAUCCUGGAUCGGUUGCGCGAAUCUCCCAGGUGGCAGAUUCGCGCUCUGAUUCGGAGAACCGACUCUCGACUCUGGCUUUUGCAACUUCCUCGAUCAGCCUACCUGCUCUGCCAUCGUACGAGUGCUCCAAGCGCAAGAUUUGGGAAGAGUCCAGUAUGGGCUCCUGGGCAGUCAAUGCGCCGCCAAUGUCAAGUUGGAAGAACGUCAUUAGUUGCAGAGCGUGACCAUCGUGAGAUUCUGUGAGUUGUAAAGCAUCAAGCUGAAGUCGACGGACGAAGUGCAAAUCCCCCAUCGUAUCUGUGAGACUUUCCAUCGAUCGAUUGGGCAUCGAUCCACUCUCAAUCUCGGUCAUCAACGUCCGAGCAGUGGCUUUGGACCCAGGUGCCUUCUCCACGAUAAUAAUACCAUCGGUGAAGAGGAAGAUAAUUCCGCUGGGACCAUCGCAUUUAUCGUAUCCGUAUGGCGGCAUAAGCUCCACAAAGUCAGCCGCGGUGACCAGACGCCCGGUAAUAUUGAUGUCGAUGGGCCAGCCGAGAGUACGUGAGCGUAGUCUUUCGACUAUUGCCGUAGCCUCACUGCCUUCGUUCUCGGCGCAAAUAUCUGAAAUCAUGUCGCGAGCUUUCAGUAAUGUCUUUAAUGCCGGGUGCUUGAUGGGCAUGUUCUUCACGAUGCUGUCGAUAUAAAGUUGGUAUCGUGGUAACCGCUGUAUGGGUUCGAUGAGCAAGGAGUUGAGCUUCUGCUCUCCGAUGUCUUGCAAUUCCAGCGCCAGUCCAUCUCCAUUCCGCAGGAUCGCCCGCAGUGUCGUGGUCACUUGCCUGUGAGCACCCAGGUAUUCUCUAUAUGCCUCUGAGAAUUUCGGGAACCACUCGCACAGACAUUGGGCGACGUCGCCCAGACCUUGGGCAUCGGGUAAAGGCUCAUCCGUAUUUGUCGCGUCAUCGACGGAGUUGUCAAUGUCUUCUGCAGAUGCGGAAUCCGUCUCGUUGAUGACGUUGCGCAGAUGGUCCAAAAAGGCCGAAUUGAGCUCCAGUAUGCGGUGGAGAGAGUCGGGAAACACUUCAGUCAGAGUCUGCUGGUGUCGAGCUUUGAGGUCUGCUCCAAUGUUACUGGCCAAACCUUGUAGGUCACCCAGACGAUUCACAUAAUUCUCCUCUGUCGCGAGUAGCUCGGCGAUCUGGGUACGAGAGUGCUCCUUCUGCGACUUCAAGAACGAGUUGGUCCUGCCGAUCGCAAUGGCCUUUGACGGCGCUCGCUUGAUUCUCGAUGUAGGCAGGAACGUGGGCUCCCCAAAAGUGGCGAUGAGGUCGGCAUAUCGUCCAUACUGCCGCUUGAGCAGUUCAUGAUCGCGGAGCUCCUCUGUGCCGUCUGCUGUGUCGGGUGGCUCCUUGAUCGUCCCCGGGGGCAGGACAACGUCCACGUCCAACCACGACAGACGCUGCUCACAGAAGGCA